ACAAUGCACAAACGAAUAUCCACCUAACCAAAACUCCUGCCCGCCAACUUCACGCCAAUUAUCCCGUUUGAGAGCCACACUUGAGAGCCCCGUCCCUAAUUCCGUAGGGCAAGCUCUCGCACUCUUUUUCUCCCCCCGGCAGGUUGCGCAUCUAGACGGCACAGCGCGAAAGGCGCUUCAAACCCAUCAAGAUGUCGCAAAUUGCUUCCAAGAAUAUCUACGAGCUGCUGGGCAAUGAUCCCGAGCUCGACCCCUCCAGGCCAGCUGAUCCCCCAACAAGGGCAAUUGACAAGCCUGUUGCGAGAGUUGGCAAGCGCGAGGGUGGUGAUGCCCCGCGGCCCGCGGCCGACAGGUCGGACAACCAGACCCGCGCCAAACAGACUGGCAGCGGCAACGAGAAUGCUUUCCGGGAUCGCGGCGUAGGAGCUGACAAGAACCGCGGCAGGGGAUCUGGUGAACCUACUGGCACUGGAGCUCGCGGUGGCCAGCGCGGCCGUGGAGGUCGUGGUGGACGCGGAGGAGGCCGUGGUGGUGCUCGCGCCGACGGUGACCGUCACAGCAGGACAGGCAUUGCUGAGCACGAGAAGCAAGCCGCUCACGGAUGGGGUGGAAACGACGGCAACGCCGAGUUGGCCGACGAGCAGGCUGGCGACGAGAUCGCCAAGGCUGAAGAGAAGGUGGCCGUUACCGAUGCUGCCGAGGGCGAGAACCAGCCCGAGCCCGAGCCCGAGGACAAGAGCGUGUCCUACGCCGCCUAUAUUGCUGAGCAGAAGGAGAAGGCUUCUCUCGCUGCCCAGAACGUCCGCAAGGCCAACGAGGGUAGCAGCAAGAAGUUCCCCGAGGGUACCGCCCUGACCCGUGAACAAGAAGAGGAGAACUACUUCGCCGGCUCUGGAGGCAAGGCCAAGCGCGAACGCGCCCGCAAGGAGAAGGUCCACGUCGAGCUUGACGGUGACCGUAUGCUUGCCCCACCUCCCCGUGAGGGUGGUGCCCGAGGAGGACGCGGCGGCCGCGGCCGUGGUGAAUUCCGCGGUGGCGAGGGACGCGGCCGUGGCGAAGGUCGUGAAUCCCGUGGCGGCGAAGGACGCGGUCGCGGCGGCGAAGGUCGUGGCGAGUUCCGCGGUGGACGCGGCCGUGGUGGUGAGGGACGUGGUCGCGGCGAAGGUCGCGGUCGUGGAGGCCGUGGCGGUAACCAGUCCGGCCCCAACAUCACCGACUCCAGUGCUUUCCCCAGCCUGGGCGCAUAGUCUGACUAUACGUCGACUACUUGCACCACUCGAGAAGUGCGUGCCUACAUCCGACAGUCAACUGCGGAUAGUCACGAGCGAAUGAACAACAAGCGAUCUGACGAAUGGACGAACGAACGGAGGAGCUGAGCACGAAAUAUGGAUCUCCAAAAGUAAAGGCGGCGGGCUAAAGUCACUUCCAUCUACCCCG
Molecule: messenger RNA, 1437 nt
Organism: Cucurbitaria berberidis CBS 394.84
Lineage: Eukaryota; Fungi; Ascomycota; Dothideomycetes; Pleosporales; Cucurbitariaceae
Exons: 6
Coding region: 192-1247 (351 amino acids)
Cellular component (GO): nucleus; cytoplasm
Molecular function (GO): RNA binding
Source: RefSeq, a predicted model, not a curated record